Molecule: messenger RNA, 3039 nt
Organism: Drosophila arizonae
Lineage: Eukaryota; Metazoa; Arthropoda; Insecta; Diptera; Drosophilidae
Gene: GluRIIC
Product: Glutamate receptor IIC
Biological process (GO): monoatomic ion transport
Cellular component (GO): membrane
Molecular function (GO): ligand-gated monoatomic ion channel activity; signaling receptor activity
Source: RefSeq, a predicted model, not a curated record
CUCAGUUUUCGACUCACUUCCAAAGCGCACACACAGCGUAGUACACCAAAUAUUUGUGUGCCCCAGAAUUCGUUCAAAUAUUUGUUUUGCUGCAAUGUGCUGAAAAUUCCAAAAAAGAGGCGAAAAAUGUGGCAUGGAAUUAUUGUGCUGUGCUGCAUGUGGAGUGCAUUUUUGUUGCACGAAACUCUGCAACAAGAAAUCAACAUUGGCGCCUUUUUCUAUGACAAUGAACUGGAGCUGGAAAAGGAAUUUCUGGCUGUGAUAAAUACCAUUAACGGACCUGAAGCGGAACAAACUUUAAGAUUUAAUCCGUUGAUAAAACGCCUGAAGCCGGAAGAUAGCAGCGUUAUUCUACAGGAAUACGCAUGCGAUCUCAUAGAUAAUGGUGUCGCAGCUAUUUUCGGACCAAGUUCACAGUCGGCCAGCGAUAUCGUUGCCUUAGUUGCGAACAAUUCUGGCAUACCGCACAUAGAGUUCGAUGUGGCCGAUGAGGAGUAUAUGGAGGAGAAGCCCAACCAUCAGAUGACCCUCAAUAUGUAUCCCUCUCUACUGAUACUCUCGAAGGCCUACGCGGAUAUAAUUCACAAUUUCGGCUGGCGCAAAUUCACAAUAGUCUAUGAUGCAGAUGAUCCUAGGGCUGCUGCUCGAUUGCAAGAUCUGCUGCAGCUGCGCGAGGUGCACAGCGAUGUGGUGCGCGUCCGCAAGUUUCAGAGGGGCGACGACUUUCGUGUCAUGUGGAAGAGCAUAAAAGGAGAGCGCCGUGUAGUGCUCGACUGUGUGCCCGAUAUGCUCGUGGAGCUGCUUAACUCUUCAUCAGAAUUCGGACUGACGGGACAGUUUAAUCACAUUUUUCUUACCAAUCUGGAGACGUACAACGAUCACUUAGAGGAGCUAACUGCAGACAAUGAGACAUUUGCUGUGAAUAUAACAGCAGCUCGCAUGCUGCUCAAUCCAGCGCCGCCUCCGCACGUUCAGCUGUAUGGCUAUGUGACGCAACGGGAUAAUAUUGUCUCGGAGAACAAUGAGCCACCGCGCACUAUACUGCACGACCUGCUCUACGAUGGACUUCAGCUGUUUGUGCAGGCCUGGCGAAAUGCUUCCUACUUCUAUCCGGAUCGCAUGAUGGUGCCGCGCAUGAAUUGUGAGUCGGCCGCAGCAGGCGGCCGCGUUUGGCAGAUGGGUCGCUAUUUGACGCGCCUAAUGAAGGGGACUUCCGGCGUGGGCAACACAAACUUUCGCACCAGCCAUUUACAAUUUGACGAGGAUGGACAGCGGAUUAACUUCAAUAUUGAAAUUUAUGAUCCCACCGACAACAUAGGUGUGGCCGUCUGGGAUACGAGGGGCCAAAUCACACUUCUCGACGUCGAGAUGAAGGUGCAGAAGAAAAUUGUUUAUCGAGUUGCCACACGCAUCGGUCCACCCUAUUUCAGUCGCAACGAAACGGCCAUGGAGCUAAAUCUAACGGGCAACGCCAUCUAUCAGGGCUAUGCGGUGGACCUUAUCGAUGCCAUUGCCAAAGAGGUGGGCUUCGAGUAUGUCUUUGUGCCGGUUGCUGAUCAGCAGUACGGCAAGCAGGACAAGGACACCAAACAAUGGAACGGAAUCAUUGGCGAAAUUAUCAAUAAUGACGCCCACAUGGGCAUCUGCGACCUGACCAUUACUCAAGCACGUCGCACUGCGGUGGAUUUUACGGUGCCGUUUAUGCAGCUGGGCGUCAGCAUUUUGGCCUACAAGAGUCCGCCCAAGGAGAAGGAGCUGCACGCCUUCUUAGAGCCCUUCGGCGGCUCGGUCUGGGUGUGGAUUCUCAUCUCCGUGUUUGCCAUGUCAUUUCUGAAGGUGAUCAUAGCGCGCAUUGCCAAGGCGGAAUGGGAGAAUCCGCAUCCUUGCAAUCGUGAUCCGGAUACGCUGGAGAAUCAGUGGCACCUGCACAACACCUUCUGGCUGACCGUCGCGUCGAUCAUGACGGCUGGCUGCGAUAUCCUGCCGCGCAGUCCGCAGGUGCGUCUCUUCGAGGCCACCUGGUGGAUCUUUGCCAUCAUUAUAGCCAACUCGUAUACGGCCAAUCUGGCUGCCUUUUUGACCAGCUCCAAGAUGGAGGGCAGCAUAACGGACCUCAAGAGUCUCAGCUCCCAGAAGGCUGUCAAAUUUGGCACCAUUUACGGUGGCAGCACCUACAAUCUGCUAGCGGAGUCCAAUGAAACGGUUUAUCGCCUGGCCUUCAAUCUGAUGAACAACGACGACCCCUCGGCCUACACCAAGGAUAACGAUGAGGGCGUCGAGCGCGUACUGACCAGCAUGGGUGACUACAUGUUCCUAAUGGAGACAACUACGCUGGAGUACAAUCGCGAACAGCAUUGCGAUCUGCGCUCCGUGGGCGAGAAAUUCGGCGAGAAACAUUACGCGAUUGCCGUGCCCUUCGGGGCGGAAUAUCGAUCCAAUUUGAGCGUGGCAAUCUUGCGUUUGAGCGAACAGGGCGAGCUUUACAAUCUGAAGCAAAAAUGGUGGAAGAACUCGAAUUUCACGUGCAUGGAGGAACCCGAUCCGGAUGCCACACCCGACAUGAACUUCGAGGAGCUGCGCGGCAUUUUCUACACUCUCUACGUGGGCAUUCUGAUUGCCUUCAUCAUUGGCAUCAUCGAAUUUGCGGUCUAUGUGGGGCAGGUGGCGCUCGAUGAACGCCUCACCUAUAAGCAAGCUCUCAUCAAGGAACUGCGCUUCGUGCUCUGCGUGUGGAACAACAAGAAGCCCAUUGUGAGUGGCACGCCCUCGCCCAGCUUGGCCACCUCCACGCCACGUCCAUCGAUGCAGAAGUCGUUGGAGCCCACACCGAAGUCGUCGCGUCGCAUUGUCCUGGGCCGUUCGUCGGAGGAGAUGCGCGAGCUGCCGCUGCCCUCGCAGGGGGGAAGCCAUAGCCGUAGCCGUAGCCGGGAGCAGGAGGCGCGCGUCUGAUGUUUGUCCAGUUGUUAACUGUUAUUUUGAAGUGCUCUUCAGUUAUUUGCAAUAAAGGCCACGCCCACCGCAUUUUCAGCGCGUAAUCAA